UGGUGGAAAUAUCAAAGAAGGAUCGAUCGCUCUGUGUGGCUAUGUGACGAUCACCAGCGCGACUUCAGCUUCCUUGUCUGCAACACUUGACAGGAGUACUCCCCAACCUCGGGGUAAUCGCGUUUGGCAUUGAGUCAACGUGGAAAGUCCCGACUACGCACAUUGGUCUGUGCGUGAGCGACCUCUGGCCGUACCCUCAGCGAACAUCACUCAAAAAGCAAAGAACCUCCCUAUUGCGAGCCUUGUUCUGGCACAGGCUGCACGAAGCCGGUAGCAGUUCGUGCACCCCGCGUAAGGGCUUCGUCACUAUAUCAACCAAAUCCUCAUCCUUACAGACUGUGUAAUCAGCAUGUCUCUUCCCGUUCUCUCCUCGCGGCCACUGGCCGACCCGCCGACGGGUGCUUUACCUCCCCUCCCGACUACCGCAGGCAAGACGCCGCGAAAAAGUCUCGGACCGCCGCCUUCGCGAUUGAAAGCACCUUCAAGGCCAUCGCUUCUACCUACCUCGCAGCCUACGGCAUCCAGUCCCGAUCUUACUUCAAUCAAAGAAAACGACAAACCAUCGGGCAUUCCUUCAGCCAAAUCGAUCCGCAAAGUCGUUAGUAUUGGCUCAUUUCCUCAGCCACCCAAUGCGAAUUCACGACCGCCCACAUCGGCCUCGAUGGCCUCCACAUCGUCGAUUAAAAAACGAGCCUCUAAGUCCCCGAGAGCGAGUACAGCAGCGAGUUUUCGUUCUUCACAGACACCAAGCCUGCUGAACUCGGCAGGUGAUGGAAUGACCGUGUCUGCAAGAGCAGGAAACAGAACAUCAGAUGCCCAGUCGAGCGUUCAUUCUCCCCCACAAAGUAGAAGUUCGUCUGCGAAUGGUUCCUACUCAACCAACGCGACCACUAUCGAAGACUGCGACGAAGAUGGUCGAGGCCGCACAAAAGACCUGGACGAGGCAAUCGUUGAUUCAAAACGUAAUUCCAAAGGAAAGGAAUCCAAGGGUAAUGUUAUUGUCAGUGUGCGUGUUCGACCAGAUUCUGGAAACACAAACAAUGGGCAAUCUGAGGGAGAAUGGAUGGUAGACGGGCGAAGAAGUUUGGUUGCCUAUCGUGGCAAAGAAGGCGGUGACUACCACUACGACAACGUUUUCACCACCUAUGACGACAACGCUAAAGUCUACGAUUCUGCCGCCAAAAGAUUGGUACGGCGUGUGAUGGAAGGCUAUCAUGGAACAGUUUUUGCCUACGGAAUGACGGGCACAGGCAAAACGUUCUCGAUGCAGGGCACUAUGAGCAGUCCAGGUGUCAUCCCACUGGCAAUUACUGAUAUUUUCUCCUACAUCAGGGAGACACCACAUCGAGAAUUCCUGCUACGAGUCAGCUAUCUUGAAAUAUAUAACGAGAAGAUUCAUGACCUUCUCGCUCAACCGAUAGGAAGUGGACCUCUUGCCCAACAAGAAGAGAUCAAACUUCGAGAGGACAGCAAACGCGGUGUAUACGCCACACCCUUGAAAGAGGAGAUCGUUCAAAGUCCGACCCAGCUGCUUAGGGUUAUCCAUCGUGGAGAUACCGCCCGACGGACUGGGAGUACACAGUACAAUUCCCGCAGCUCGCGAAGUCACGCCGUGGUACAAAUUGUUGUUGAAAGUCGUGAACGAGUUCCUGGUACUGGCGCAAUGCAUGAGAACGGCAAGCGAGUAGCCAUGCUACCAGGUGGUGUUCGAGUCUCGACACUCAGCUUGAUCGAUCUUGCAGGCUCAGAAAGAGCAGCCGAAGACAAGGAACGCCGUGCUGAAGGAGCGCAUAUCAACAAGUCUCUCCUGACACUGGGCACAGUCAUCGCCAAGUUGUCAGGAAACAAGGACAAAAAUGGGAAUCCAACAGACAAAGACGGAAAACAUUUGCCUUACCGAGACAGCAAAUUGACCCGACUUCUCCAGCCAGCACUGUCUGGCAAUUCCUUGGUGUCUAUUCUCUGCACCAUACAAAUCGGGGUCGGUCUCACCGUAGCUGGUAACAACCACACAGGAGAGACCCUCAACACACUCAAAUUUGCCGCUCGUGCCAAAAACAACAUUGUCAGUAACGCCAAAAAGGCGGCAGAAGAAAUGGGUACCGGUGUCAACGCCGGCCUGCUCGAGCGUUAUCGGACUGAGAUCCAGAACUUACGAGCCCAAUUGGAAGGACAGCAGAAGUCGGCGGCAGAGAAGGAGGAGCGGGCGUUGGAAAAGGAGGCUGAGCAACGGCAUGAAGAACAGAUGCUUGAGAUGCAGCUUGCUAGAACUGCUUUGAAAGAGCGUAUCGAACAUCUCAACCGUUUGAUUCUAUGUUCCAAGUCAACGGGUGUCAACAGCGGCACUGUCUCGGCAUUGGGGAUGCACUCGCGUCUCUCUGGAGGUACAGAAUUUGCAGGUUCACGAUCUGUGCGAUCGUCAGCCAGCCAGUCUACCCUGGGGGUGAGCCCUGGCCUGAAACGACAUCCCUCUGUUGCAUCUAUGGGCAACGUGCCCUCCGCGUCUGCUCAUCUCUCAUUCUCAGGUGUUCCAGACGAGGAUGAAGAGGCGGCAGGAGACUAUGGCGACGGCCGGGCAACACUCCAGGCACAAGUUCGAGCAUUGCAGGCGGAUCUCCAAGACAAGACGCGAUACAUUUCGACAUUGGAAAGAAGAUUGCUGCAAGCUCGACGGUCAAGCCAUUCCCGAGUAUCCAUGGCGUUCAACAAGACUCCUGGCGAUGAGGGCGAUCUGCUCAGACAGCUUGACGAGAAGGAUGCCAUGAUUUCAGAUCUGCAGAGGACGGUUUCUGCCCUGCGGUCGGCAGUGCGUAAGCGUGACAUUGCAGAGUUGACACCAGAGAUGUCCUCGAGUGAAUUCAAGCAGAGUCGAAACACGGAAGGACAUCAAAGCACCAACAGCAAUUCGAGCUCGCAGUUGAGCAGCAUCACAGCCCCAAGCCAACAGACGUCUAGCGGACCACGGUCACCGCUGACCACGAGCCCUAUAACGAUUCUCUCACCUCAAAAACCAACCGACAAGAAGAGAAAGACAGUUGAUGAAAUGUCCAAGAUGCUGGACGAAAUGAUUCGGGACAAGGUGGAAAGCGGCAAAUUGAGCAAAGGACGAUCGUCGUCGGCGACAGUACCGCUGCGAUCGUCCUCGCAACGGCACUCGCGGAGGACGUCCAGUGGGGGCCACCAUGGAGGUCCAGCCAUGAGCGCUAUGGUAGCUUCGUUGAGAGAACGUGACUCCAUCAUGGAGGACACGAGCUCAAACUGAAGCCAAGUUGAACCAAUUACGAUUGAUGACAUGACAGUUUUGAUUUCUUCAUUUCAGUCGAAGGCCAGUGAGUGAUUUACCACUGGCAGGGUUGACAGGACGACAUUAAUGGGCGUAAUGAUGAUUUUUUGGCUUCUUUGCUGGUGGAUUUUCCCCUUGGCGGACAUUGACUGGAGUUUUUAUUAUAACAGCCUCGACAGCAUUUCCUUUUGUUUUUGUGCAGGGCACUCGAGAAGAAGUGGAGGAUGAUGGGCGACAUCAGAUCAUAUACCCCGAUAGAGAGUUGUGUUAGUAGUUGCUGUAUAUGUACAUUCUUUUCUCU
Exophiala oligosperma is the source of this 3584-nucleotide messenger RNA. RefSeq lists its product as uncharacterized. Gene Ontology annotation, biological process: microtubule-based movement. The coding region runs from base 350 to 3262 and encodes 970 amino acids. Gene Ontology annotation, molecular function: ATP binding; microtubule motor activity; microtubule binding. Lineage: Eukaryota; Fungi; Ascomycota; Eurotiomycetes; Chaetothyriales; Herpotrichiellaceae. The transcript has a single exon. The record is from RefSeq and is a predicted model, not a curated record.